AUGGCCUCCGCGUACCUCAGCCACCAGCAGAAAGUUCUGCGACUCUACAAGAAGUCGCUGAGACAUAUCGAGUCCUGGUGCAUUUUUCGGGACAAGUACCGCUUCUACGCGUGCCUUCUGCGCGCCCGCUUUGACGAACACAAGGACGAGAAAGACAUGAUAAAGGCCACCAAGCUGCUGAAGGCCGGCGAGGAGGAGUUCUGGGACAAGCAGCACCCGCAGCCCUACAUCUUCCCAGACUCGCCCGGCGGGACAUCCUACGAGCGCUACGAGUGCUACAAGGUCCCAGAGUGGGUCUUGGAGCACUGGCACCCAUCCGAGAAGGCCAUGUACCCCGACUACUUUGCCAAGAGGGAACAGUGGAAGAAGCUGAGAGAGCUCAGCUGGGAUAAAGAGGUGGCUCAGUUGCAGGCGGAGACUCCGGCCGACGGACCCAAGACUGAAGCGCUCCCUCCAGCCCGCCGCGAGGGCGACCUGCCGCCUCUGUGGUGGCAGUUCGUCACCCGCCCCAGGGAGCGCCCCACAUGA
Messenger RNA from Nerophis lumbriciformis (worm pipefish), 528 nucleotides. The record is from RefSeq and is a predicted model, not a curated record. NCBI's taxonomy places the organism in Eukaryota, Metazoa, Chordata, Actinopteri, Syngnathiformes, Syngnathidae.